AUGAAAACCAAGAAUGCCAUGUACAUCCACACGCUCCCUGCUGAAAGCGUAUACUUUGUAGAAAGCCUUGUACGCCCUCGAAAGCUGAAGCCACAGGCCCUCCUCCCUUUCUGCCCAUCUCUUCUGCUCAGGAAUCUGAUCGCUCUCCAAGUGCUCUUACAAGAUUCCACUGACGUCUGCUCCCUGUCUCAUUCUCUCCCUCCAACUCUUCAGACGCACAAGCUCGCUCUGACUCAGGCCACCCGGCACUGGCGGCCAUCCCCUGGCUGCCAACAAGAUCCUCCCCGCAGGUGCUCAGGCCCCUCGCCCUCCGGUUUCGGCAGCCCCUCUGAGCCCUAG
Rangifer tarandus platyrhynchus (Svalbard reindeer) is the source of this 339-nucleotide messenger RNA. The record is from the annotation of a GenBank genome assembly. Lineage: Eukaryota; Metazoa; Chordata; Mammalia; Artiodactyla; Cervidae.